This is a messenger RNA of Pieris rapae (cabbage white), 4184 nucleotides long. RefSeq names its product serine/threonine-protein phosphatase rdgC (gene rdgC). The transcript is spliced from 15 exons. Gene Ontology annotation, cellular component: cytosol; nucleus. Gene Ontology annotation, biological process: detection of stimulus involved in sensory perception. NCBI's taxonomy places the organism in Eukaryota, Metazoa, Arthropoda, Insecta, Lepidoptera, Pieridae. The record is from RefSeq and is a predicted model, not a curated record. Gene Ontology annotation, molecular function: protein binding; calcium ion binding; iron ion binding. Bases 274 to 2373 code for a protein of 699 amino acids.
UCGUUCGCGGGACGUCAUCCUCGUUAGUGGCGUAGCGUUGUCUUGUAUCGCUCUGAUUCGGAAAAUUCUAAAGUUAGUAUUACGUGUGAAGUGAGUUUUUAUUAGUUAUUGUUUUCUUCAGUUUGAGGAAAACGGACCAGCAGCAGGCCAUGACUGCAUCGUUUCCAAAUUUUUGAUAGAACAUUAGUAACCAUUCCUAAAUCACGACAAAAAACACCAAGAUGUGCCCGGAAAAGAAGAGAUAAAAAGUAUAGAAAGGACAGGAGUCCCGUCAUGUUCUCUUUAACAAAGGGCUGCGGUUGCGUCAACUUUGGAGGACGUCGAACACGGUCUAUGGGCGACGACUCUUCAUCCUGCAGAAGUUCAGAAAUCGAACAGGAAUCGCCCAAGAAACUGACGAGAAGAGUGCUAAACGGUGACUGCACCAUGAAAGCGCUCGCCCCCUUUUUGAGAUUUUGGAAGAGAGAUGAGGUCAGCAUGACGAAGGCGGAAAGAACCAUGAAGGCAGCGAUACUAAUACAGCAAUGGUAUCGAAGAUAUUUGGCUCGUAUGGAAGUGAGAAGACGAUACACAUGGACGAUAUUCCAGAGUAUCGAAUAUGCGGGUGAACAAGAUCAAGUGAAGUUGUACAACUUUUUCAACGCGCUACUGAGCCACAUGCGCGAUACGACUGGACGUCCGUCAUCUGAGAGGACAUCGCGUACUGCGUCUGUUUUGGAGCAAGUAUUCUCUGAAGAGUCUGACGAGGGAGGUGGCGUUGAUGAGACAGCACCCCCGAAAUCGGCUCGCGGGCCAGAUAUCGAAUUCCCAUUGAAGAGAAAAGAUAUUGACUUGCUGAUUGAGGCGUUCCGAAAGAAAAAGCAUCGUUUGCACCCGAAGCACGUCGCUCAAAUAUUGAAAGAGGCAUCGCAGACAUUGAAAAGGUUGCCCAACAUCAAUGUUGCUACCACCUCGAUAUCCAGUCAGAUCACAAUCUGUGGCGAUUUGCAUGGAAAAUUGGACGACCUGCUGGUUAUAUUCCAUAAGAAUGGUCUACCGUCUACUGAAAAUCCAUAUAUUUUCAACGGUGACUUCGUGGAUCGGGGAAAGAAGAGUUUGGAAGUGCUACUCUUGCUUUUGUCAUGUAUGUUGGCAUUUCCUGGAGGAGUUUACCUCAACCGGGGUAAUCAUGAAGAUCUAAUUAUGAAUGCCAGAUACGGCUUCAUAAGAGAAGUUCAUCAGAAAUAUAAGCACAACGCCGAGCGUCUCCUCAAGCUAAUUGAGACCGUGUACCGCUGGCUGCCUCUGGGAACAAUUAUCAACAAUCGUGUAUUCGUUGUUCACGGAGGAAUAUCUGAUACCACCGAUUUGGAUAUGGUGAAGAGUCUAGAACGUGAUAAGUACGCGUCAUUGCUGCGACCACCAGUGGCUGAGGGCGGGGCUCCAGGUGCCGAAACCAUUGAUAAGGUGGAGUGGAAACAGGUGUUCGACAUAUUGUGGUCGGAUCCGCAAACAACGGGAGGUUGUGUCGCCAACGCUCUCCGCGGUGCUGGCACAUACUUCGGUCCAGAUGUGACGGUCAGUUUUCUGCAGAAGAAUAAAUUGAGCUUCAUCGUCCGGAGCCAUGAAUGCAAGCCAGGAGGGUACGAGUUGCUGCACGAUGGAAACGUAAUAACAAUAUUCUCAGCAUCGAACUACUACGAGAUAGGUUCAAACAAGGGCGCAUAUUUGAAGCUAUGCGGCAAUGCUUUGGAGCGACAGUUCGUGCAGUACACCGCGGCUGUAUCGCGCACCAGGCGGUUGACAUUCAGGCAGAGGGUUGGGCUAGUGGAAUCCUCGGCUAUGCGGGAGCUUCAUAGUCAUAUUGUGAUGGCGCGACGGCAGUUGGAGGGUACCUUCCGAAGUAUGGAUCCAGAGAAUUGUGGUUUCAUAUCUAUAAGCGACUGGUGCACGGCAAUGGAGCAAACGACGCAUUUAGGACUUCCAUGGCGGAUGUUGAAAGAUAAACUUGUGAGGACCGACCCAGAGACGAGGCGAGUGAGAUAUAUGGACACAUUUGAUUUGUCUGCUAAUAAAUUCGGUCGCAAAUCUGAUACGCAAACAGUCGCCGAAACUCUUUAUAAGAACAAGCAAAGUCUGGAAACAAUAUUCAAGAUUUUGGACAAAGACAACUCAGGCUACAUAACGCUGGAAGAAUUUUCCGAGGCGUGCCAACUGAUCGGGAAAUACAUGCCAAAUCCACUAACCCAAGAGCAAUUAGUCGACAUCUGCCGCUUAAUGGACAUCAAUAAGGAUGGUUUGGUUGAUCUCAACGAGUUCCUGGAGAGCUUCAGACUUGCGGAGAAGAGUCUGCACGAGGAGGACCACGAGCUGGCUGAAAUACAGGCCACCUGACAAGAGCUAGACCGCUAUCCUAGCAGGACAGCGGUCGAUAAAGACGAAGUUGGUGUUGAAGUCGAAUUACUGAGAAUGAACGACGACUUUAUAGCUGGCAGUUCGAGGGAACCGGAGGAAAUUGCGCUAAUUGAACGAAGACCCGGCCUGUUAGAGAGUGAUAUGUAAGUGAAGGAAGACGGGAAAUUAAGCAACUACUAGGUGCACUAUCCCCUUUAAUGAUACCAAUUGAAACUAAUUACUCUCCCCAGUACCAGCUCCUGGCUCUUGAUUUUUCUUCUUCAACAAAGAGCAGAUCGAAUCGUCUACAACCAAUCUCUUUUCGAGUGGCUAGAUCCCUUGGCGUUGCGUAGAGAUGUAGGGUCACUCUAGUGAUAAUGCUAAUUCUAAGCAACCGAAUCCAGCCUCAUUCCUCAGGUCACGGUAAUGAUCGUGAAACAGAUCCAGAAAUCUGAGGUCUAGAUCUAAAAGGUUUAAAAUCAUUAAAACAGUCGCCGCUCUACUUGUAUCAUAUAACAAAACAUUAAUCGGGGUAGCGUUACAAUAGGUUUCUUCAUUUCAAAAUUGAUGAACUCUUUAAAAUCUUAAUUAUUAUAAUAAUUUAGUUCAUUUCUAGUUUCAAUAAUGAUACGAUAGAUUACGCUACAGUUCUUUGGCAGAUGCGAGUAGAUUGUAGCACGAAGUUUGUCAUCUGACUUUAAUAUUGCUAUGUAUCCUCUAGUUCUUGCAAGGCCGUAGCGCUGACGGUGUAACCUUGGAGUCAGUUAAUGUAUUUUCUUUUUCGUUUUCUUCUACUGAGGGUAGUUCCCGAUAACCGAUAAGACGACUUGCUGUCUUCACAGCACUCUAUGCUCAGCUUGUUUCAAUCCAUUAGUAAUAUUGAGAUCCAUAACUGUCUUAAUUUGAUCAUGCCAACGGUAUACCAUAUCGACGCCGACUUCUCUCUUUCCUUGUUCAAAUCCCACUAUUCCUGCACUGCGCCACUCUCUACCAUAUACCACAUUUCCUUAAUCUGGUUUAUCCAUCAUCUCAACUUUCUUUCUGUUUUCCCUUGGACAACAGUUCAGUAUUUUCUGGUUUCGACUUUUCUAUUCUUCUUUCCCACCCAUUUAAGUUUAUUUAUUUUUAAUGUAACAUCUGCUACUUUCCUAUGAAGGCUUUCAAAAUGAUUAAAGAAGAGAAUACAACCUCCGCUGUUACUUUAACUCCCACAGCGCUACGGAUUUUGAAAGAACUAUUACUAGUAAAUACGUGAUCGCUAUUAGGAUUAAGAGUACCGGCACUGUAGCCAGAAUAGUGUUGUAGCACUACUGGAUUUUCUUAGAAAUAGAGCAAAUAGAUAUGACUGCCUAUUUCGAUUUUCUCCAACAUUUAAACUUAGUCGUAAUUUCUCUUUGCAUUCGCGUCGCAUCGAAAAUUCGGCUUGCAUUUUGUAUAAUAUUAGAUAAUUUUUCUGUUCUGUUCUGUUAAUUAAUUGGUGCCAAUUAUAAUCAAUCUAGUCAAUUUAUAGUUAGAAUUUUUAUUCAAAAGAUUAUUUUUAUAAUAAAAUUAAUGGGAACAAUGAUACUUUGAAACAAAUGACGGUGUUCCAAAAGAUAGGGAGAUGUUUUGUUUUGAGUAGAAAUAUUUUUAAUUUUAUUAAUUUUCGUAUGCCUUUUUGAGUAUUACAUUAUGAUAUAGGAGUUUAAAAUAAAUAACUGCUUAUAGCAAGAUUAUAAUAUUUUUAAAGUAAUUUCUCUAUUUUUUGGAACAAAUUAUACCACAUGUAAUUGGGAUUAAAGUUUUAUAUUUCUUUAAAUAUUUGUACUAUA